Cetraspora pellucida is the source of this 124-nucleotide messenger RNA. NCBI's taxonomy places the organism in Eukaryota, Fungi, Glomeromycota, Glomeromycetes, Diversisporales, Gigasporaceae. The record is from the annotation of a GenBank genome assembly.
GAUCAACAGUCUCGAAGACUCAGACAAUCAGAACCAACUUCUCGAAGUUCUUACCAAAACUAUUCUUAUCGAAAUUAUCAUAAUUAAUCUUGCUCUCGAAGUAGAGAUAAUUACAGAAACAGAG